GGGCUGAUUUUCUUGUGCGUCUUCGGGUCUGGAUUACGAAGCCCUGCGAGUGCUGCUGAGACGACGACGGCAGCUGGUCGGGAUGCAGUCCAGGGGACACGGACCAUCGGCCAGCCUGGCUCCGCUGGCGGCGGCGUUACUGGUCGGCCUGGCCGCCCUGGGAACCGCUCAGGAGAGCCGCUUCCUGAGCGUCCCCUGCGCCAAGCUGUUUCCUUCCAUGGUUCCCAUGCUGAGGCCUUGCUCCUGCUACCUGGUCGGGCCCCCGGAUAACGGCACGGGGAUCAACUGCGACCGAGUUGCCUUCCAGGGCAACUUCCCGCUGCUGCCGUACCGCCAGCGCAUCCACCGGUUCUCGCAGCGCCACGCGGGCGUCCAGGACCUCGAGGCGCAGCUGUUCACGGCCAGCGGCAUCCCGUUGCGCGUUCUCGACCUUUCUCACAACCGCGUCCGGCGGCUCACGGACCGCAUGCUCGAGGGCGUCCACAACACCCUCGAGGAGCUACACCUGGGCUUCAACCUGCUCGGCGACCAGCUGAGUCCCGUGUUCGCCAGCAACGAGCUCCGGAGGCUCAGGGAGCUCAGGCUCCUCGACCUCUCCUACAACCUGCUCCAGGGCAUAGACUCCGGAGUCUUCAAGGGCAUCGAAAAACUCGAGGUUCUCCAUAUCAACGGCAACAACUUUGAGGACGUACCGUCGUCCAGCCUUGUGGACCUCCCGGCCUUAACCUGGCUCAGCCUGGAUGAAAACCGGAUCGAGCACGUUCCCAAGGGCGCUUUUCCUCACCUUUCCUCGCUGCAAACCCUUAACUUGACGAGCAACAAGAUCUCCGUCAUCGAAGACGGCGCGUUCGCCACUCUGCCAUCCGUCCACAUCCUUCUUCUUGGGGGCAACCGCCUGAAAACGUUGCCAGGGAGUGCGUUCGAUGGCCUCAACCGACUUACGACACUCGAUCUUUCGAACAACUUCAUGGUGCACAUUCCCACAACCACGCUGCGUCGCCUUCCGUCGCUCAAAAUGCUCGCGAUGAGCGCCAACAAGAUAAGGACGUUCAACGGAGCCCUGCCGUCAGACUUGAGGUCUCUGGAAUACCUAGACCUCGGCAGGAACGAAAUAUCUCAAAUCGAACCGGGAAGCUUCGAAGGCAUGAAGAGCCUGAAGGUUCUGAAACUAGACGUCAAUCAGAUUCGCAAAGUGGACGCAUCUACUUUCCGAGGCCUCGAAAACCUGGAAUCCAUUCAUUUAAACGACAACCAACUUCUCGUUUUUCCCUCCGCACUUUUGAGUUCGCUUCAAAAGCUUCAAAAAGUGCACCUGGACUACAACAGGAUUGCGGUGCUUUCCCCGGCGGUCGUCAGCCCUGGUAUGAACAUACGAGAACUGUCCCUGGCCUACAACCUCAUCGCGGAAAUUCCUAACGGAACGUUCAAGAGUUUUCCGUCCCUCGAGACGCUCAACCUUCGCGGAAAUAAGAUCACCACCCUGUCUUCCGGGAACUUGGGUGGCUUGCAGAAGUCACUCAUGGCUCUGGACUUGGGAGACAAUGGCAUCGUGUCAGAUUCGCUUCAGCUGGACUUCCCCAACUUGCAGCUUUUGAGCUUGGGAAUGAACAAGUUGACCGCCCUUCCCUCCAGCGCCUUGUCUGCUCUCAGGAAGCUCAAACGUCUUGACCUGAGAUCAAAUCAGAUUCGUGAUCUUCCAGUCGGCUCCCUCGCGGCGCUCCGUGAACUGCAGUUCCUUGAUCUGGGUUAUAACAACAUUGCGGAAAUCAGGUUCGGUGCGCUUUCAAAUCUCGUCGAUCUUCGCGAGCUCUCUCUCACGAACAAUUUUAUUAGAGACAUGAACUCUAAGGCUUUCGCAAACCUCACAAACUUAGCGACACUCGACUUAAGCAAGAAUCGGUUCAGUAAUAUUCGGACCGGGACGUUCGACAACCUGCCCGCGCUUCGGAAGCUGCAGCUGCAGGAGAACGAACUCAACUCUUUCAAAGCCGAACUUUUUACGAGGGAAACGGGUAUCGAAGAGCUUGACCUGAGUCAUAACCAAAUAGCAUAUUUGUAUCCGGAUUCAUUUACGAUGCACCAACGACUUCGAAAAUUAGAUGCUAGUCAUAACAAACUAUCGUUUUUCCCGAGUGAAAUAAUUCGCUCGAUUUGGUCUUUAGAACACCUCAGUCUCGGUUAUAAUAAACUGCACACUUUGGAAGACUCUGACUUCGCGGAUUUGCCGAACUUGCGGCACCUCGAGCUACAGCAUAACCAGAUCAGCGGCGUCGGCGACAGAGCUUUUCAAAAUUCUACACAGUUGCGCCAAAUCCAACUUCAGCAUAACCAAAUUUCGCAGUUAGGGGACAAACUUUUCCAAGGAAUUAGUCAAGUUAACCUAGAUUUGAGCUACAACCACCUGAGUGCACUCCCUUCGGACAUAUUCAGCCGCCUCAGGGACUUCAAGCUGGAGAGCAUCAAUCUUGCUCACAAUCAGUUCAGUGUGUUUCCUACCCUAGCUCUUAGGAAGCAAUACUCUUUCCUUGAACGAGCUAAUUUUUCUAAUAAUAACAUCGAAGACUUCCCAUCGAAUGCCGACGUCCUUGUGAACAUAAAGGAGUUAGAUGUCUCCAACAAUCCCCUUUCUCCCAAUGCCCAUCACGUACUCUUGGCAGAGCCAAAAAGCGUUCGAUUUCUGCACUUGGCCAACACCGGAAUUAGAAGCUUGCCACUAAUUGAAAGUCCCUUCUUGCGGCUGUUGAAUCUGUCGGGCAACGCUAUAACGACGAUUAGUUCCGACAGCUUUCAAAAGACGACACUCUUGGAAGUUCUGGAUCUUUCCAACAACGAAAUACCUAACCUUAGCGUCAGCACCGUCGGCGCCUGGAACAAUCUCGAGAAGUUGCGAAAGCUUGACAUUUCUGGAAACCCCAUUGCAUACUUAAUUAAGGGCGACCUAGAGGCCCUCGGAAGUUUAGAAGAAUUCCGGUUUUCCGGGCUUCCCAAGCUAAGCCAACUUGAGUGCGAAGCCCUGAUUCCGUUGUCGAAGGUGUCGAAGAUUGAUUUGUACGGAUAUCCCAGCCUUCAGUCUCUAGAAACACGGAAGUGCCUCGAACCGUUUGAAGGUCUUGAAAGUUUGGGGAUAGAAAUUAAAGAUCGCAUGUUCAAGGAUCAGUUGCAGAAAGCCUACAGCCCACGGCUCAACAAGCUUUUCGUCACAGGAAGUAGCAUCACUGGCUUGUCGUCGAGUGCCUUCGCUGGCAUCCGAAGUCCAGAAUUCCGAGUGUCUAUUUCCGGUACAGGUAUCAGCGACCUUCCAACGACCAUUUUCCUUCCUUUGCCGCUCUCCACCAAACGUAUUCUAACCGCCGAUUCCAAUCAAAUCAAAAGAGUGAGUACUCAGCUUUUAGCAGCAAUCGACAGCAAACAGGCUGUCCUCAGAGUAGGAGGCAUCCAACAAAAUCCCAUAACUUGCGAUUGCAACUUGCUGCCAUUUUGGCGCUGGAUCCAAGAUCACCAGGGACUACGUAGAAAAGACGGCAAGCAGUCACUCGUCAAUGUAGCAUGCGUUCACCCACAUCACUUGAACAAAAUUCUCGUUUCAAACCUCCAAAUGGACGACCUAUUCUGCGAUGACGACAACAAUGAAGAAGAAAACGAGGAGUCACCGGCAACUUCACGCCGGCACAAGACGACCACGGGAACCUCUCCGUCGCGGAAUCCGACAACUACGAACAUCCUACGCAAGACAACACCGUACCGCAACGAACCCGACAUCAUUUUCGAAGCGCCCACGACGACGCGUCCACGUCCGGCCGGCGGACAGAGCGUCCUCACGAAAGUGGACACGAUGAUUAUCGGGAUUGUCGCUGGCGUCGUGGCAUUCGUUUGUAUACUCAUCAUGAUCAUCUGCAUUGUGAGACUUCGGAGAUCGCGGCCUCGCUACACGUCGGGGCCUGUGCCCGUCAUGAACGGCCACGUCAAGUGCACGUGCCUCAAGCCCCCGCCAAGCACGUGCACCUGUUUCCCGCCAUACGCAGUGCCACUCUCCUAUCAUCCGGGCCCGAAGAUGAUGGGCCCUCCUUCCAUGUACAACACCAUGUCCAGGUCGACCGCAUACUUUGGUGCCUACGAGAGCGACAUGGACCAUCGGUGAUACGUGUCAAAGGAACCGUGAAUGACGUAGAAGCUCAAAAGACCAUAUAUGUGCGUGUACGCCACAAGUGACUUUAUGUAAAUGGUGUUGAAUAUUGCGAACAAAUGACAGAGUGAACUGUGUACAGACCAAAAUUGGGCGAUUCGCACAAGUCGUUAGACAUAUUUCAUGCCCUUCGCUGCCACUGAACACAGUUUGCUUGAAAGUAUUUGUGUUCGACGUGUCACUGGAGGAUCUUGUUAGGGUACCAAAUGCUAUGGGACAUUCUACGGAUAUUGUUACUCAUCAACUAUCAG
Molecule: messenger RNA, 4434 nt
Organism: Ixodes scapularis (black-legged tick)
Lineage: Eukaryota; Metazoa; Arthropoda; Arachnida; Ixodida; Ixodidae
Product: protein artichoke
Exons: 4
Coding region: 83-4138 (1351 amino acids)
Molecular function (GO): protein binding
Source: RefSeq, a predicted model, not a curated record